UGCCUUUCCGAUCUUCGUGUUGAAUUGCGGCCCACUGGGGAAAAUGCCAUCGUUCAUGUCAUACAGAACGAUCCACCUCCGACGUUAGUUCAACACUCCUAAAUCCAGAUCGAGGUCUUGCCUAUCGAUUUGGUUGUUAACAAUAUAUCUGUAGCAGCAUCCUUUAUGCUGGCGCGGGGACCCUUCUUCUUGCUCAUAUCCGCAUCUCCAACCCCAGUGCCGUUCCGGGGGCUGAUACCCCGGACUCUCUGCACAUCCAGCAGAAAUCAGACCAACUCAUGGACGACCUUGAAUAUCACCUAGGAAGCUCUCUCGUCGAUUACCUGCACGUCCGCCUAACUUACACCCACUCUGCCUUCCCUGCCGGGGCUUUCCCUUCCUCGUUUCCGUGGCGUAAAGACGGCGUAAGUGGAAGUGCCAAUGCCGGAUUCACCAACCUGCAGACCCGGCUUGAGACCACAGCAACCGCUUCACUGAAGCGCUACAACCGUCGAUCCCCAUGGAGUCCCCGCCCCCCGCCAAGGCCAAUGUCAAACCCGCUCCUUGAUACCGUUGCGGCCCACUGGACUCCUAACCGCGCCGCUGAAGCCGCCCGUCAGAUGGAGUCGUAUCGUCCAGCAGCGACGCUCCGCAGGCCAGUUGGCUUGCCUUGUUGUUGCAAGUUUCAAGAAAGGGGCGGAGAACGGAUGCGACCUGAGACUGUGGGCCCCGCACCCACACGGAUACACAUAGAGGAGGACGACGACUACGCCUUCCUCGACAGAGUGGGCAUACCGCUGAGGGUACCGUCAUAGGUAGCUCAGGUGCCACAUCGCGGGGCGAGUCUGGGAAAAGCAAAAACAUCGACACAGCUUGAGAGGGCGGCAACGACUUCGUCAAGAGAGGUACGGGGGCCUUCCGGCAACCGAGUAAGGUCGCUGCUGCAGUGGAUGCAGCGCUUGUCAAUCUCGAAGGUAUCAAGUGCCAAACAGGAUGAGAACGCGGUCGAGCAUUCGCCAACAGCGCGCAGCAUGAGGUCGAGUGACGCAAGCCCAUGGACAACGGAAAAGGGGUUGGGGACACCGAGUGCUUACGAGACGACGACGUUGGCUGGGUCGAGCGGUUGGACUUCAGGGGAAGAGCAGCUGCAGGGCCGUAACGGGGCCAUGCGAUGCGGGUCAGUCCGCCGUAGAAGCAUGGGAAGAGCUGAUGACAAGGAGCCUGGUCGCUGGGGGUGGCCAAGCUGGUGGUGAAUGUUAUAAUUUUGUAUGGUUAGGAGCAGGAUGCAAAGUAUUGAUGUGUGACGGGGGGGGG
Molecule: messenger RNA, 1293 nt
Organism: Sodiomyces alkalinus F11
Lineage: Eukaryota; Fungi; Ascomycota; Sordariomycetes; Glomerellales; Plectosphaerellaceae
Exons: 1
Coding region: 279-794 (171 amino acids)
Source: RefSeq, a predicted model, not a curated record